AUGCCCUUCCCCGUCUACUGGGUUGGAAAGGGCCGAGCGACAAUUUCUGGCUUCAUUGAAGCGGGACGACAAAAAAGAGGAAAGAAGGGAAAUGAGGAACAGAGAGAAGGCACGCUCGGCACGGUCGACACAACAGCUGACGCACCAGGCAGGAGCGAUCGCCAAAAAAGAGGAAAGUGUAAGAAGGUGCGACAGACACGUCCAGUCCAGAAUCACACUGGAGAGGGGGUUGAAAGUGUACACAAACGGUAUCUGUCUCGAGACGACAGUCCAAUGGAGAGGUGGACAGAAGAGCAAUUGGCGGCAGCCAUUCACAGUUGA
Molecule: messenger RNA, 321 nt
Organism: Sporothrix schenckii 1099-18
Lineage: Eukaryota; Fungi; Ascomycota; Sordariomycetes; Ophiostomatales; Ophiostomataceae
Exons: 1
Coding region: 1-321 (106 amino acids)
Source: RefSeq, a predicted model, not a curated record